UUAAUAUAAUAAUUGCAUUUCAAUACAUUUUUAACUAUUACUCGUAAAAGUGAAUUGAACAACUUCCGGUGUCCAACCACGUUGAGCUUAACGCAGCUCUCACUCGGAGGCUGAACUGCUCGAGUAAAGUCCGUCCGUCCUCGCACAGACUACGGAAGACAAUUGAACGUAACCGACACCGGGAGGCGAGCCGAACGUGGCCGUGGAACUUGCUUAAACAUUUUCACGCCACAGCCGACAAAAAAAAAAAAAAAAAAAAAAAAAAAAAAAAAAAAAAGAUUUCCACUCGCUCUACCCCUACAUCCGCCAGACUAAAUCAUAGUAACACGAGUGGUAUUUAAUAAUAAUUUAAAAAAAAAUGCAACCCAAUGGCUCCUGUUUACCGUUGAAGAAUCUCCCACUCUGAGGUGUAGUUUCUCUUCAAGAGGCGAGGAAUGCUAUCUGAGCAUCAAUGUUUCACUGGGGAAAGUGGAAGAAAAGGAUGGGAGCCAAUAGUUCUUCAAAGAAACCCGUUUUCGACGAAAAGGAAGAUGUGAACUUUGACCACUUUCAGAUAUUGCGGGCCAUUGGGAAGGGCAGCUUUGGAAAGGUAUGCAUCGUUCAAAAGAGGGACACAGAGAAGAUGUACGCCAUGAAGUACAUGAACAAACAACAAUGUAUAGAAAGAGAUGAGGUCCGAAACGUCUUUAGGGAGCUUGAGAUUCUACAGGAAAUUGAACAUGUUUUUUUAGUAAAUCUCUGGUACUCAUUCCAAGAUGAGGAGGACAUGUUUAUGGUGGUGGACCUCCUACUUGGAGGAGACCUUCGUUACCACCUGCAGCAGAGUGUCCCCUUCAGCGAGGAUGCUGUUAAGCUUUACCUCUGUGAGAUGACACUUGCACUAGACUACCUGCAAAGCCAGCACAUCAUCCACAGAGAUGUCAAACCAGACAACAUUCUUUUGGAUGAACAAGGCCAUGCUCAUCUGACAGACUUUAACAUAGCGACAAUAAUAAAGGAUGGAGAGCGAGCAACGGCCUUAGCUGGAACCAAGCCGUACAUGGCUCCAGAGAUCUUUCAGUCCUUCUUGAAUGGUGGGAUGGGCUAUGCCUUUGAGGUAGACUGGUGGUCACUAGGGGUGACAGUCUUCGAAGUUCUACGGGGAUGGAGGCCUUAUGAGAUCCAUGCCAGUAACUCACUGGAGUCUCUGAUCCAGCUCUUCAGCACAGUCAGUGUCCAGUACAGCCCAGCCUGGCCCAAAGACCUGAUUUCUCUCCUGAGAAAGCUACUUACAGUGAACCCUGAGCAUCGUUUCUCCAGCCUGUCUGACAUGCAGACGUCUCCCUACCUCGCAGACAUCAACUGGGAUGCCAUUUAUGAAAAGAAGAUGGAAGCCGGAUUUGUUCCAAAUAAAGGUCGCCUCCACUGCGACCCAACCUUUGAGCUGGAGGAGAUGAUCUUGGAAUCACGUCCCCUUCACAAGAAGAAGAAAAGACUGGCAAAGAACCGGUCUCGAGACAACAGCAAAGAUUCACAGUCUGAGAACGACUAUCUACAGGAGUGCCUUGAAGCGGUGCAGCAAGAGUUCAUGAUCUUCAACCGUGAGAAGUUGAAAAAGCGUCAAGAAGAGGGUCAUAGUGAGGCUGGGGGUGACGAUGCCAGUGGAGAUGGAGAUGCGGAGGCCGGCGGCACCGACGACGACGCUGCCGAGCCUGAAGCGGAACCAGAGCCCGAGUCCUCUUCAAAACUGAGCAUGUGUGGCUCGGUGUGCUCCUCCCCUGGCAGCUGCUAGUGUCAUAUCAGCUCACAGUGCAGGAUACAGGAUGAAGAUCUCUCAGUGCCAUGCCAGUAGAUAUAUUCUCCCCUCUCCCCUUUGCAGUAGCCAGGAGGGGACGAAGCACACAGCAGCGGGAACUGACGCACUGCAGGACCCAAUUAAUUUUUUUUUUUUUUUUUUUUUUUUGUAGCACCCUUCCCCCGGUAAGGCAAGAAUGAAGCAGAUUCUCCACCUCCUUUUCCGCCCUUCACAAUCCUCCAACUUCUAUGCAAUGUUACACUUCAUUCACAGCAUGACAAACAGUACCACACACUAGGAGAUGAAGCAGAAUGCUCGGCAAAGAUGAUGACAUCCUGAGCAAUAGCUGUUCACGAUAUUUUGGUUGCUUUGGUGGUUUUAGUGGAGAUGAUUCUUCUCUCCUCCUCUUCAAAAUGAGCCUAGGAUGACUGAAUAAUUCAACAUGCACAGGCAAUUUUACAGUUUUACAGCCUGUCUCUACUUCACUCCUGCCCCUGGCCUCUCUUAUGUCAUGAAUGCUCUAAUUCAGAGUAAUUGUUGUUCUUCUUGUGUAUUGGCAUACUGUACUUACUGUAUAUUGCUGCACCUUCGGAAAAUCAUUGGCGUUUAGGCAACAAUGGCAAGCUAAGUAGCAGUAGUUGAUUAUUUGCAUUAUUCACAUUUAAACCAUGAAUUUUAGAGGUCAAUAUACAUGGCUUUAAUUUCUAUCCACUAUAAUUUAUUGAUUGCAUCUACAAAGUCAGUGAACCCAUGUAAAGAUGCAUUAUCUCAGACGUAGUAUCCUGUAUGCUCUGACUUAAGGUAAGUAGCUUUUCGGAGUAAAUAUCAAAAAGUUGAAAAUUAAGUUUGUUUCUCGAAAUAUUUAGUUUUUCUCGAUCACCCUCCUGCAGUGCUCAUCCUGGGGAUUAAACUAACAAGAUGUCAGUAAUUCAAAUUGUUUUCCCAAUCAAAGUCCAGUAUUACCAUCGUGAUAGUGGUACAUUUAAGGCGGGACCGUUAUUAUUCUUUUAAACUUGAGAACAUGUAGCAAUGAUCCACCCGUCAUAAAAUGAAAAACAUGGAAAUAGCAUACAUUGUGUAUGUAAAUAACUUCACCACAGUUUUAUGUGGGGCUGCAAAUGCGACAUAUGUCAACUCAACUAAAAAAAGAGGUGUGUGAAGUCAAUCCUUUGUAUUGCUUCAUUCUGCUUUUAGCUCCAAGUGUGCAGGCACAUCUUGUAGGCAACAUAGGCCAAAGCUUUUCUACCAUUUGCAUAUCCAUUUCUAGGGAAGUGUGUGAAUGUAUCUUUCUUCUUUCUGUAUGACAUGGAUUUAACAGUCCGGUGUACAAUCAUAUUGCCAAGAUGUAGAAACGGGGAAUUUAAUGACGUGCAAAAGAGAGAAUUCUCCGCCCUGUGAGGUUGUUAGCUUAGUUUAGCGUAACUUAAAUGCAAGAAUGUUGAGGAAUUACCUAAAAGCUUGCAAUCCAGUGUCGAACCCUCCUUUUGUUGUUCUACGUCAUCCACAGGCACAUGUACAAAGGUGAUAUAGGAGAUUAAAAUUGGCUUAUGUCAUGGAAAUGCGUUAACUAUUUUCAACAGUAGUCUGGUAGAUGUAUUAGUGUUGGAAGCAGUUAGUAAUAUAUUACGUUUUCCCAUGAUUGUAAUGAUAAUGAAGAAAGCCGUUUCCUAGUUUUAGGCUAAUCAAUUUUCAUCUUACAAUGGAGCCUGUAGGGUCGAACGCAAUUCAUCACAGGAUGUCGGACAACCUUUGAUUUGUUUGGAUUCGUGAGGAAAAUAAAUAAUAAUAAACGCUUUGAGGCGUAACAAUACGUCGUCACGUGGCAGGAGAAAGCAUGCUCAGUUACCACCAUACUUGCAGUUUUUCAUUGGAUUGUUUCAUAUUUGUGGCCUAAAAGUAUAUCUCGUGCAAAUAUUUACUGUAAUUUUAGCAUUUCGCGGUUCUGAAUGGCAAACAAUGAACUAAUUAGCGCUGCGGCGUAAAAAUACGUUAUCACGUUGCGCAAACAAGUACGCUCAGUACUGCUGUACUUAGUUUUGUCUUUGGGUGUUUUAUGGCCUUAAAGUGUUUUUCAUACAAAUAUUUCCUGUAAAUAAGAUUUUACAACUACAUUACUGUAGGUUAAUGAUGACGUGUUCUGAGUUAGGUACACAUUAGGAUCACACCACCCGAGGAGCAGAACGUUUCAUCUAUCCAGGAACCCUUGUAAUGUCACAAGAUUGCGAGUUUGAAUCCUUCUGACUUCUCAGGCAGUUAAUCUUUUGAUGCCUGGUGGUGAGGUACGCUGACAUUUGACAUGAUAUUCUUCAGAACCUUUUUGAGGCAAAUACCCCCACAUAUUGUGUUGUUUCAUAAAAGUUAUAUCUUUGGGGUGUUUGAAUUUUGAUGUUCCAAUGUAAAUUUGUCUUUUUAAAAAAACAGCGCGUUUCCCAAAAAUUUUAAUAAGAGUGACUAGCAUUAUUAAAUGAGACAAUACGUAGCAUCAUGCAAGUCUGUCAUAUACAGUUUUUUUUCUCUCAAUCUUUUAGUUUUUUGUUUUUGUUUUGCAUGUACCUAUACAGUAUAAACCUCGAUUUUGCCAACGCCUGGAGCUUGAGCUUUAAUGGCUGAUUUGUGCAUGCACAAGCUGUUGAUGAUAGUAUACCUCCAUACUCGCACCAUUGUUGACCCCAAGUGCAACUGGCCUGCGUGACUAUUUCUGGUGGUUUUACUGUACAGAAGCGCAUAAACCUGGUCUUAGAUGGCAUGGUAUCGUUGUAUGGCAUGGUUUACCUUCUGGGAUCCUGUAGGUUGUCUUGAUACUUGUAAUGUUCAUACAGCAGUGAGAAUGUUUUUGUUUUUUUCUCCGGCCUCUCCCUGAGGUUGAUUACUUGUUAUUAUGGCGACUGCAGUUUGACUACAGUAAACAAAUACAGGUAUUUAUGACAAGGUGAAGGAAAUGAAAGAAACCAAGUCACUCAUUGGAGUGAGUGGAAUGAGGGUUUCCUUUUCGCACGAUCAAAAUACUGAAUAGUUGGUGAAGUUCAUGAAAAACAUUCUACACUAAAUAAAUACAAGCCUGUGUGCAUUAUGCUGAAUGCCAAUUAUUUGUAAAUGGAUAACUGAUUUUGAUGAUUAGGUGUAGCUUUCAAUAGUAAUCUGUUGUUUUGUUUUUGGAUAGCAGUGAUCAUUCCCAGAUGGACAUCGCUCAUGUUCCUUUUAAUUGUUAAUGUUUGGAUGCUCGUAGGUGUUUUCAAAGCACUCUGUGCUCGUAUUUGACCAGCAAAGCAUGUCUCCUAAUCUGCCGCGGUCCAGUCGAUGUGCUCGAGGUAUGCAAAAGUGUCGAUUUUUUUUUUUUUUAACUGGGUCGAUUUUAUUUUGAAAGUUGGUGCCCUGUUACCAUUACGAUGCAAUUUAUGUUAUUCCUUUCUUCCAUACAAUCCUGCAGUGCAUCAUUUUGUGCGACAGAAUUUUUAUGAGGCGUUUGGUGAAAAGCCUUGUAUUGUAAACUUACUGAAACUGCUUGUGUGUUCACAACAUGCUGCUUCAACUGCUUUCGUAAAGAAAUAAAACUCCUUCCCGGAA
Phyllopteryx taeniolatus (common seadragon) is the source of this 5338-nucleotide messenger RNA. RefSeq names its product serine/threonine-protein kinase 32C-like. Gene Ontology annotation, molecular function: G protein-coupled receptor kinase activity; G protein-coupled receptor binding; ATP binding. The transcript is spliced from 12 exons. The record is from RefSeq and is a predicted model, not a curated record. Lineage: Eukaryota; Metazoa; Chordata; Actinopteri; Syngnathiformes; Syngnathidae. Bases 452 to 1771 code for a protein of 439 amino acids. Gene Ontology annotation, biological process: G protein-coupled receptor signaling pathway; protein phosphorylation; regulation of signal transduction.